Messenger RNA from Seriola dumerili (greater amberjack), 3019 nucleotides. It is a transcript of the gene leng9, whose product is annotated as leukocyte receptor cluster member 9. Lineage: Eukaryota; Metazoa; Chordata; Actinopteri; Carangiformes; Carangidae. Gene Ontology annotation, molecular function: metal ion binding. The record is from RefSeq and is a predicted model, not a curated record. The transcript has 8 exons. Bases 90 to 1814 code for a protein of 574 amino acids.
CCUCGGUACAGAACAGUGUCCGAGGGCCAUGAAGUUCACAGAAGUGACAGAGAGCCACCAGAGCAUUCAUCUGAGAGAGAAAUUUGAGCAUGGCAUCAGACGGACCAGGAGUGACCACAGAACCACCCGAGGACCAAAGAGAUGAUGGCCACCUGACAGAGGCAGGGGUCUCAGCUGACCCUAAUAGUGGUGAAGACACUCUAAAAGCCAUAGCAGAGUCAGCAAAGUGGGAUGAGGAUGGAGUCAAAGUAUGCCAGUUUUUCCUGAUGGGAAAGUGUCAUUUUGGACUCAGAUGCCGCUUAUCUCACAGUGAUCCAUCACUAGAUGAUUCAGGGGCUUUGUCUCCUGAUCCGGAUGACACACCGGAUGGAGAAAAGAUGGAAAAACAUAAGAAGAAGAAAGGCAAAGUGAAGAAAGCAAAAAAGCCAGAAUACCAGGAGGGACAAGAAGUGAACAAAAAGCCCCGUAUGCGCACAGCAGAUGACGUUAUCUCUCGGAUACUAUGGGACACGUCAGUCGAUGCAUCAGAAUUUGUAGUGGGCUAUGUGGAUCGCUUCCUUGGUGUGCUGGAGCGACCCUUCUGUGACUUCAACUGGGACACAAACCCCUGUGACUGUGAUUACACUUCUGAACUAGCCCUGCCUAGACACAGGAUCCAGUACUUCACCUACAGAGGGCACCGCGUCUGGGACCGCCACAGCAGAACUGACAGGGUGUUUGGCUCCACCGGUCAAUCUCUGGCUCCCCCCUUUGGAGGGGAUGAGGAAGUAAAGGAAAUGAACACAGAAGUCCAAGAGCUACAACAAGACGGCAUUAAAACAACAGAAGUCACAGAAGUCAGUGGGCAGGAAGAGAGUGAAACAGAAGAGUGUACUCAAACUGGGAACACACAUCUGGAGGAAGAGGAGCAGAAUGAGAUGAAUAUUCACACCCCUGACUCAACACAACCAGCACCAACGUGUAGAGAAAACGCCUCUCAGGAACAGCAAUCACGAGGAGCAUGUGUUGUGGAGGAGGCUGCAAAUAGAGUUAAGGCUUCAACAGAACAAAUGUCCUCACUCCAAAAAGAGGGAGUGACUAUAAAAGAGGAGAGAGAGCGAGAGACUUUGGUAGGAUUGCAAGAAAGCUGGGAGGGCAAUGAAGAUACUUUGAGUUAUCUCGGGGCCCUGGACAUUAGCCAGAAUCCAUCAGCACCUCUGGAGCAGAGAGAGGCAAAAUGUGGUGGUCGCCCCCCUAAAAAACGACCCACGCACUUCAUCACCUUCAGGGCCAACACUCCUGGUAUCCUCACCUGUUUCCAGCAGCUACAGGAGGAAGUACUCUCCCUUUUGCCCUCCUCUGCCCCUCACUGGCAUACUGCCUCCAACCUUCAUGUCACCCUGUGCCUCUUGGUGCUGCACAGCCCAGCUGAGAUAGCCGCUGCUGGGGAGAUCCUCCGACGGUUUGCCCAUUUGGAUCGCAAUCCCCCGGUGGCUGUGACCUUUCCUGUGAAGUUGAAGCAUUUCAAUGGGAAGGUGCUCUAUCUUAGCCCCCAGCCUCAACUUCCCCUCCAGCAGCUCAACAGUGGCCUGCAGGAAGCCUACCGGGAGGAGGGAUUGCUCCACAGGGACUCCUACAACCCGCGCUACCACCUCACUCUGGCCAAGGUAGAGGACAAGGAGGGAGAGAGGAUUUUUGAAGGGGUGGGGGACCUUAAGGUGGGGAAGGGUUUAAAUUUUGGCCGUCUGCCGGUUAACACCUUACAUCUUUGUGCCAUGGGCGGUUGCAGAGUUGAUGGUUUUUAUGAGAUUGUGUGCACAGUAACUCUUCGAUAGAAGACCGAGCCAUUUCACAUGCACUACAAACAUUACAUUACUGAGCACAUUGCAUUUGAACGAGCCAUGUGGCCUUACCAACCAAAUUUCGUAUCCGCGUUUCAAUGUUUUAAAUUAGCGAAGAUGCACUUUGGGUAAAAGGGCGUAAAGUGAAACUUGAUCCAGAGCUGCGGGACAGUGAUAAACACCCUUUGUUCAGUUAUUAAAAAUGUAUUUUAAUCUGUUUUAAUCUACAUUAUAUGUCAUAUUGAUAUUUCAAGAUGAGAAAUGAAUGUAGCCCACACAUAAUACAGUUUUAUAAUGCAAACUUUUUUCAUGUUUUAAUGCAAAGUUUCAUCAGUCCUCUUAUUUGUUGCCUUCAGUUGCUAGAAAUUAAAGAUUAAAACACUAUGAAACAAACACUUGCUAAUUAAACAUCAGUUGAUCAAUAGAAAAUGUAUCUGGAGCUAUUUUGAUGACCGAUUGAUUGAUAGUUCUAACUUGUGCAUUGUUAGAACACGCUGAUGCUGCUUUACUUUGUCACUUUGUCUUAUGAUAAACUCUAAAUUUUUUGAUUGUUGGUUAAACUAAAGAGACAUUUUGAAGACAUCACCUUGGACCUUGGAGUGUAAACUUCGAUGUGUACUUUAGUCAAAUCAGCCUCCAGGUCCAGGAGGUAACACAUGAUUUUUAUGUGCUCUUUUGCAACCAAGGAAAAUUAUUGUAGAGAAAAGAUGAUGAUAUAGAUGAUGUAAUUGCUCACUUUUCAUCAGCUGAGUCUUUUCACUCACUACCCAUGUAGAGUAAAAUACCUACUUCCUUUAAAUGCAAAAAUUGCCUCAAGAAAAAAAAAAAAGCCUUGCCUUUUUUUCCCUCUAUCUAUUAUGUAUUGGGCCAAAUAAGGUGACUGGGGCCAACUUUGGCCUGCAGGCCCCACUCUGAGCAUCUUUGAUAUCUAGUGUUUUACUACUACGCUGACAGGACAUAUGCACCUGCCACAAAGGCGAUUACAGGAUACAUAAAUUGUUUAUGAGGGGGUAAAAAUUAUGUUUUGUUUACAGCCAUGAAUUUACCAAAGUAGUUGUUUUCUGCAGCUCGUAAUUCCAUGAUUUAUACAAUCUGUUUUAUAUGAAUAUUGUAUGGGCUGUGUUCCACAAGAAGGAUGUCUUUGUAUCAUUUAACAAUGAAUUAUAACCACUAGAUUGUCAAGGACAUUAAAUAUUGAA